This is a messenger RNA of Elaeis guineensis (African oil palm), 1872 nucleotides long. The record is from RefSeq and is a predicted model, not a curated record. NCBI's taxonomy places the organism in Eukaryota, Viridiplantae, Streptophyta, Magnoliopsida, Arecales, Arecaceae.
CCACCUUUCUUCCCAACAGGAAGGAGAGAGGUGCUUCCCAUUUCCCUGCAUCCCGGGCUCCCCGUCGCCUCCUCUCCCGUUAAUUAAAUAUAAAUAGACGGAGAACAAUCGCAACUCUCGUUUUCCUCCUUCGUCCAAUUUUUUUCCACUACGUCUUCUAAAAAACCCUAAACCCUCCAUCUCCACUCCCCUCCUGCUCCCCCUCCCUUCUUCGUCUCCUCGAUCUCUUCCAAUAUAGAUAAAAAUCCCGCCGGAAUUCGUGGAGCUCGAAUCCGUUGCCUCGUUCGCGUAAUUCGUCUCGAGCGAUUUGAUUGUCGGGUUGGAGCCCAAAUCUGGAGGGAAAUACGAGAAGGAAGCGGAGCUUUAGCCUAGGGGGUGCUUGGAGAGUUAUGAACAUAGUCUUCCCUUACAGAAAGGGGGAGGGUAUCAAGAAUGGCUUCAAGAGCGAUUCUCAGCUCAAGAAGAUACCUUUCUCGGCAUCUGAAUGUUCCUGGCCGUUCAUGUUGGAUUUGCUCAAGUCUUUAUAAUUCUGAUGCAAGGGCUCUGCAUCAGUUUCCUGAGCACAGAUCUGUAGAUACUGAGAGCAGAAGCGAGCGGGAGGGGGUAUUUAUAUCCAAAGAGAAUCUCAGGGGUUUAUCAGAUAUUGGGUUUUUUAAGCUCCCUUCCCAUGGGAUUUCUGUUAUCAGUGGCAAUUACUGGAGAACAGAGAUUGUUCUCCCUUUGGGAGUGAGAGGGUUGACCCCUUCAGUUCGUGCUGCAAGUACUGCUACAGCCAGGCAACCUGAAAUGGAUGAUGGGAACGAGGAUAAUGAAGACCCGGAACACAAACACAGGAAGGAGGCAUCAGCGGAGGAAUGUGAUCAGGCAGUUGAAGGUCUUAGCACGGCAAAAGCUAAAGCAAAAGCUAAGCAGUUGCAGGAGUCCCAGAGGACUGCCCAGACUAUCAUAAAGAAGAUUUGGGCAAAACUUUUGGGGGUUGGUCCUGCUUUGAGAGCUGUUGCUUCUAUGAGCAGUGCGGAUUGGGCCAUAAAGUUCCGCCAUUGGAAGGAUGAAUUUGUGUCUGCUCUGCAGCAUUACUGGCUAGGUUUAAAACUACUUUGGGCAGAUAUAAGGAUUUCCUCAAGAUUACUUGUGAAGCUUGCUGGUGGAAAGAACAUCUCCAGAAGAGAACGGCAGCAGCUGACUCGCACCACAGCCGAUAUCUUCAGACUGGUCCCUUUUGCGGUUUUUAUUUUAGUUCCAUUUAUGGAGUUCUUGUUGCCAGUUUUCCUGAAAUUAUUUCCCAACAUGCUGCCAUCUACUUUUCAAGAUAAGAUGAAAGAACAGGAAGCUUUAAAAAGGCGACUCAAAGCAAGAAUAGAGUAUGCCAAGUUUUUGCAGGAUACAGUGAAAGAAAUGGCAAAGGAAAUCAAAAACUCACAUAGUGGAGAAAUUAAACAGACUGCAGAAGAUCUCGAUGAGUUCUUGAACAAGGUUAGGACUGGUGCACGAGUUUCGAAUGACGAAAUUUUAAGUUUCGCAAAGUUGUUUAAUGAUGAGCUGACUCUGGAUAAUAUCAGCAGGCCAAGAUUGGUCAAUAUGUGUAAAUACAUGGGAAUCCCGCCUUAUGGAACAGAUAAUUAUUUGCGGUUUAUGCUUCGAAGAAAAUUACGCUGGUAGGUUUUAUGAGUUUUAUAGUUCAUGGAAAUACAUCAUCUUAAACUUUUUAUUCAGUUCAGCAGCUAAUCGGUGGGAGGUUCUAGAUAUUAGUUUCAAAUAAUGGCCUGGUGAUAUCCUUUUCUUUUAUCUUUUUAUUAUGUUAUAUGGAUUUCCAUAAAAAUUGGAUGCUAUCUUAGUCAAACUUCCACCUUGUGAUUAGCAAAAAAAAAAAAA